This is a messenger RNA of Helianthus annuus (common sunflower), 984 nucleotides long. Its product is annotated as glyoxylate/hydroxypyruvate reductase HPR3. The coding region runs from base 1 to 984 and encodes 327 amino acids. Gene Ontology annotation, cellular component: cytosol. The transcript has 2 exons. The record is from RefSeq and is a predicted model, not a curated record. Lineage: Eukaryota; Viridiplantae; Streptophyta; Magnoliopsida; Asterales; Asteraceae. Gene Ontology annotation, molecular function: NAD binding; hydroxypyruvate reductase [NAD(P)H] activity; glyoxylate reductase (NADPH) activity.
AUGACAACGCCACCGUUAGCCACCGCGAUUCUUGUCCUCGGUCCACCGCUCGUCUUCAAAACCUACGAAACCGAAUUUUCAGAAAAAUUCAACUUCUUAAAACCAUGGAAAACCCCUCUUCCUCUCCACCAAUUCAUUGCCACGCAUUCAUGUAACGUGAGAGCCAUUUUCUGCUCGGCUGUUAGCCCGGUCACUGCCGAGAUCAUCCAAAGCCUGCCGGAGCUUCGGUUUGUGUUAGCUAGUUCCAUUGGUGUCAACCAUAUUGACCUCCGAGAAUGCAAACGCCGUGGAAUUGUGGUGGCCAAUGCCGGAUCGACGUUUUCGGAGGAUGUAGCGGAUAUGGCAGUCGGGUUGUUGAUUGAUGUUGUGAAGAGAAUUAGUGCUGGUAAUCGACUUGUUAAGGCUAGGGUUUGGCCCCGACAACGAGACUACCCUCUUACUUAUAAGUUAGGUGGCAAGCGAGUCGGUAUUGUUGGACUAGGAAACAUCGGGCUUCAUAUCGCGACGCGACUACGUGCCAUGGGUUGCAUCAUCUCGUACACAUCAAGAACCAUGAAACCACACGUGACAUUCCCUUUCUAUCCUACAAUUCAUCAACUAGUGGCCAACAGUGAUAUCUUGGUCAUUUCUUGCGCCUUAACGGAGCAAACACACCACAUGAUCGAUCGAGAAGUGAUGUUGGUUCUCGGAAAGGAAGGAGUUAUUGUAAAUAUCGCCCGAGGAGCAAUCAUCAAUGAGAAAGAACUAGUUGAAUGUUUGGUCAAAGGGGAGAUUGGUGGUGCUGGUUUGGAUGUUUUUGAAAACGAGCCCCACUUUCCCGAAGAGCUUUUCAAACUCGAUAACGUUGUAUUGACACCUCAUCAUGGUGCGGUGACCGAGGAGGCAUGUAGGAAUCUUUAUGAUCAUAUAUGUAAGAAUCUUGAUGCAUUCUUGUCAAACAAACCUUUAGGAGUGUUUGGUUCGCAGGAAUUCAAUGGAAUUUAA